GGACCGCAGGUGCUGAAGUCCACCAGGGCUCAGUGGAACAAGAUGCUGCGGUUCUUUGCGGUUUUUGCGUUUGUCUCGGUGGGUUUGACGGAGUGUGUCGGUGGCUCGUACGUAGCAGCGGUGUACGAGCACAGAGUCAUCCUGAACCCGGAGCCUCGCACCCCCCUGAGCCGCAGAGAUGCCCUGACACACAUGCAGAGAAACCUGGACAUUUACGAGGAGCAGGCUGCCCGGGCUGCCCGGCAGGGUGCCCAGAUCUUGGUGUUUCCAGAGGAUGGUAUUCAUGGGUUCAACUUCACCCGUUUGUCCAUCUCUGGAUACCUGGAGAGCGUUCCUGACCCUCAGCAGGAGACCUGGAACCCCUGCACAGACCCACACAGAUACAACAACACUGAGGUUCUGCAGCGACUGAGCUGUAUGGCCCGUCGUUACAACCUCUACCUGGUAGCCAACAUGGCCGCUCUGCAACCUUGUCUCCAGAGGACAGACCCGUCGUCAUCCUGCCCCCCCGAUGGACGCUGGCAGUUCAACACCAAUGUGGUUUUCAGGUCAGACGGUCUCCUGGUGUCACGCUACCAUAAAAACAACCUGUACUUUGAGGAGGCUUUUGACAAACCCCCGCAAGCUGAAAUUGUUACAUUUGAUACGCCUUUUGCUGGGAGGUUUGGCCUCCUCAUCUGCUUUGACAUCCUGUUCCAUGAUCCUACAAUAACCCUGCUGGAAAAGGGAGUGCGACAGCUGAUCUACCCCACUGCCUGGAUGAACCAGCUCCCCCUGCUGGAUUCAAUCCAGUUUCAGUGGGCCUUCAGUCACGGUGCCAAUGUUACUCUGCUGGCUGCCAACCUCCGUAACGACCACCUCAUCAUGACAGGAAGCGGUAUCUACAGCCCGUUUUCUGACACCUACCACCAUGCCAUGAGAGGAGACCCGGAGGAGGGCAGGCUGCUGGUGUCCACGGUGCCAGUUUUAGACGACCUGUGGCUGAUGGAGAGUAAACCCACAGACGAGGAGGCCGAAAAGGCUGAAUCUGCAUCAUCGUUGGCUACAGACUCUGGUUACUGCCACACAGAGAGCUGUCCCGACCCUCCUCCUGCUGCUCCAGAUGCUUCUGCAGUUCCUCCUUCCCACCCUACAUUCAUUUCCUCCAUGAUGUACGAUCCCUUUACAUUUGUCCUCUUAAACAAAACAGAGGACAAACUUACAGUGUGUAAUGGCAGUUUCUGCUGUCAUCUUGGGUACAAGUGGACAACGCAAGGCAAGAUGAAAGAACUCUAUGCACUGGGAGCGUUUGCAGGACUGCACACCCAUAACGGACGUUACGCCCUGCAGGUGUGUGCACUUGUGCGCUGUGCAGAGCUGGAGCCCAGCUCCUGUGGACAGGAGGUGGAUGAGGCCGAGUCUAAGAUGGACUUCCUGUUGGAGGGGAAGUUUGAUACCAAAUAUGUGUACCCGUUAGUUUUGACGAGUCGUAUGGUGCUGGAGCACCCUGAGAGGCUGGAGAAAACUGAUGCUGGGAGAGUGGCCAUGAAACACUCCAACAUGACUGGGGGCCUGGUCACUGCGUAUCUGUACGGACGAAUGUACCACCUGGACAAUGAAUGAGCUGCUGUGGAAAAGAUGCAAAGUAAACAAGAUGUCUUGAGAAGAAAAAGCAGAGAAAAGCCGGUUAGGCAGUUGGUCGUGCUCCAGCGUGGCUCAGGCUGUUUGUUUUGAAAAAGCUGACCAUUAAAAUCAGGUCAUUAAAAUCCA
This is a messenger RNA of Cololabis saira (Pacific saury), 1749 nucleotides long. RefSeq names its product biotinidase (gene btd). The coding region runs from base 43 to 1602 and encodes 519 amino acids. The record is from RefSeq and is a predicted model, not a curated record. Gene Ontology annotation, molecular function: hydrolase activity, acting on carbon-nitrogen (but not peptide) bonds, in linear amides. The transcript has 6 exons. Lineage: Eukaryota; Metazoa; Chordata; Actinopteri; Beloniformes; Belonidae.